Bombus huntii is the source of this 4558-nucleotide messenger RNA. RefSeq lists its product as uncharacterized. Bases 145 to 462 code for a protein of 105 amino acids. Lineage: Eukaryota; Metazoa; Arthropoda; Insecta; Hymenoptera; Apidae. The transcript has 3 exons. The record is from RefSeq and is a predicted model, not a curated record.
UUAACCGUUGGUUCACCGCUUUUCAAAUGUUCCAGUGAGCGCAUAUCGAUUCCAGCACGAGAAAGUUAACCAUCGGCUUUGUACGAGCUGCUUGUCAGUUACGUCUUCUUCGUUCGAAAUAAUCUGUUACAAUUAAUAGAUAACAUGGACUCCGCUAUUGUUCAUCUCGAACAAAGUGUACAAGAAGCUGACGGAAAGCUGGACAUGAUCGCAUGGAAAAUUGAUGCUUUCGAAAAAGAGUUUGAAGAUCCAGAAAGCGAGAUCUCUGUGCUUCGUCUAUUACGGUCUGUUCAUCAAGUUACAAAAGAUUAUCAGAAUCUUCGGCAAGAAAUAUUGGAAGUUCAGCAGUUACAAAAGCAACUUUCAGAUUCCCUUAAAGCACAAUUGUCUCAGGUACAUGGACAUUUUAAUUUAUUGCGCAAUAAAAUAGUAGGACAAAAUAAAAAUCCACAAUUAAAAUAAGAUUAGAACAUUAGUUAUUUUUUCAAUUAUUUCCUGAGUUAUAUUUAAUUUAAUUUACAAAUUCCUUUAAAUCACAAAUUUUUUGUAGGUACUAUAGUGAUAUUAGUAGAAUGUAUUAUAAAAGUAUCCGGUGUUCUUGUUAGUAUCAACAAAAUAAUAUUGAGGAAAAAAACAAUAGGCAAACAGAUUUUGUCUUUGUUCGAAUUUACUAAUUAGUAAAACCAUCAGCAUCUAUGACCUUAAAUUUCAAAUGUUUUCCAAUUAAUUUAUAACAUGUAUUUAUUACAAGACACUUGUAGUAAAUAUAAUCAUUUAAUCUAUGUUAUGGUAUAAGUAAUAGGUAUAAAAAAUUAUAUGUUGGACAAUGAGAUACAAGUUAAUAACAUCAAAAUAAUUUAAUUGCAAUUUUUACAAAGGCAGCUAAUACCACAAUAUCUUCCAAUGAAAAUUUGUCUUGCCAUAAACAUUUGAGAAGAUUUGAGAAAGACUAAGUUGUAAAGUAUAUUGAAAUGAUCUUUUAAAUGUUUUGAUAUAUUUGUAUAUAAUAACUAAUGCAUAUUAGUUAGAUGAAUUAUAUACCUAUGUGAUUGAUUCAUUAUUGUUAUAAUAAUUUAUUUUUCGACCUUAUUACUUACUUCAUAAAUAGUAUGGGAUCAACAGAUAUUGUCGACAAAUAAUUUAUUUAACUUCCUAUGUAAGUGAGUUAUUGGGGGCCAAUCUAUAUGCUUGUAUAUCCAUGGAAAACAAUGGAACAAAUAAGAUUUGAAAAUAUUUUCUUUUUUAGACAAAUAUGAAAUGGAUCAAUGUUUAAUUAUAUAAUUACAUUUAUGAUACAUUUAUAGUAAAUAUACAUAAUAAAUUAUAGUUUUAAUUAUAUUUUGCAAAAUUUAUUAAAGAACAAGCUUAAGUUAUGAAAUAAUUUAAGUUAGUAUGAUAUUUGAAAAGUUUUUAAAUAAUGAAAAUCAAAAUUUAAAAAAUAUUUUAUAAUUUAUCAUCUAUGUAGAAUUCAUGAUUAUAGUGCCAAAUUCUAUUUAUAUCAAUUAGGAUGUAGAACUGUGAAUAUACAUCUAUAAUACUUAUAUACUGAGUGACAGCAUGAUAAUAUCUAUGUUUAAAACUAACUAUAUUCAGUUAUAUUUUAUUAUUAUAUUCUUUCAAGAAUCUAUAUGAUACUCUCAUUGAAUCUUUUGUAAGUGAUUAAGAAUUUUACUUCUUUGUAUUUGUUAUAUAAUCAAAUUGUAUAAAUUAAUUAAUAUGUUUUCAUACAAAAGGAAAAAGAGCAAGUAAAUUUCUGAUAAUAUUUAAUUAUGCAAAAUUAUACUUUUUGCAUUGUGAACAACGUAUAACUAUCGUAUAUUUACUAUAAUCACCCUGUAUGUAGUUGAAGUAUUUCCUGCAACAAUAGUUAAAUUAUUCUUACAUUCAAAAUAUAUACAACUGAGAAGUUUACUCUUUAUAAUCAGUAAGUAAUUUCAUUAUUUUAAGGAAUGACUUAUGUAUACAUAAGUGACACUUGUUAUGGUUUUAUAAAUUUCUGUUUUUAAUAAAUAAAUUUUAUUGUAUAUAUAUGUAUGUGUAUAGAGUAGGAAAAGUGGCAAGCAUAUUUUAUGACACAAGGAAUAAAGAGAGAAAUGUGCAAAGCCAGUUGCAUAUAUUAAAGUAUGAAAAAUGAAAUUGCCUUAAGACACAGAUGUGCAUUCAAUGAACUACGUGAACUGUGUUGGACUUACACUUUACUAUGAUGUAUGUAAAUCAAAAAGUCUGUUAUUUAGUAAUGUAUAAGCACAACAAGCACACUUUUAUACAUCUUGAUUGGUCAAUUACGUGCAUUUCAAGAAAAUGUUUUAGUCCUCUUCGUAAUAUGGAAUUUGUGUAAGUUAAUUAUAAAUUUAGUUUGCAGUUAUAAGUCUUAAUAUAAUUAAUACAUGUCACAUUAUAUUUUUAUCUUACUGUUAAUUGCUCUUCAUUUUCUUUCUUUUUCAUGUUUUAAAAAGCAGAUAAGAACAAGAAAAUCUGUGAGUGUUCACGUGGCAUUUUCUUGAAUGGAGUAACUGAGUUUCAUGAUCAUAAAGUUGCUAGCUGUUCACAUAAAAAGCAGUUUUCUUCAAAUUUAAAGCAAGUCGAUUACCUAUUAAAUGUAAUCACUCUUUGUGAGAAACUCCUCUAAGUCAAUACUAAUGAUUCAGAAAGAAAAAAGAUAUUUGUGAUACUCAGUGACUCGCACGUUUAUCAGAGUUCAUUUAUAUUUCAGUUAAUCAAUCGUGUAUCUAGUUUCAAUUGCUCUACAGGCAACGUAUUAACUGAAAAUAUAAAUCAACUUCUAGAUUGACCUCUAGCCUUUAUCUAAGCAAUUAGAUCUGGUCUAUAUCGGAAGUAUAUCGAUGCAUACACGUACACGUACAUGUUCGGUAGUGAUAUCAGUCACAGUCACGUGUUAUAUUUUUAUUGUUGUAGCACGCGGUAAUAAAAAUGAAAUUAUAACUCUUUCCAUAAGUCACAAUGGUGCAUUACAUCGACCGUAAAUUUUUAAUAUUACCUUCGUUUCGAUACUACGAUGAACAUCGUUUGAUGUACAUCGUUCAGAAUUUCAAUGAUUGCGAUUUCAAUUUCGCCGCGAAGGCGCGAAACUGACUUCCGAAUUAAUAAUUUCAUUUUUUGAAAAAUAAGCGAAUUUCUUUAUAUUUGCAUGCUACAAAGAUGCAAUACGAAAGGUAAAUAUAUCUUUUGAUAUUUUAAUGCUGCAGAGAUAUAGAAUGGGACAAAAUUGAGUUUAAAUAUUGCUUGUGAAAAAUAAGUUUUUACAAAAUUAAUUACACAACAAUCGUGAAAUGUUAAUUCUUGAAAACGCGUGACUUUGAUUGUUUGAUCGAUAGUUUAAUACUCGUUAAAAUUGUUUUUUAGAAUAGAUGUAGAAAGUAAGUGAAGAGAAAAAUGGUCUGGAACACAUUCGAAACGUGCCAAAAAUACUUUGGUCAAUUAGCAUUAAAUAAAUAUAAUAUAUAUGUAUAUAUAUAUCUAUCGUUUCAUUUCAGUGUAAUUGAACGCAGAUUUCAGAGCAUCUGCUUUUCUGUAUGUAUAGUCUACAUAUCACAUUUUCACGAUUUUCGACGAUCUAUUUCACCUUUUUACUCGUGAUAUUUCUAAAGGGAAAGGAACGUUCAUUAGUUCUUUAUUUAAAAUUGACACGACUAAUCGUAACUGUGCAAGAGAAAAAAAAAAGUAGGGAGGAAAAUAAAAAAGAAUAUUGUAAUUAUGUAAAGGGAUUUGGUUAAAAACGUAGCAAGUUUUUAUCACUUGUUCGCUUGUUCUAAUUAUUAAAGAAUGUUUCGUUUCUCUUUUGUGAAAUGUGAAAAGAAUUAUUUAUAUUUAAGUAUUUCAUAUACUCCCGAUAAAAAAAUAGUCGAAUGGUAUUUUGGAACAAUAAAUUGGAAUUUGUAGUUUGUACAGCCGCGAAUAACUGAAUAUAUAGAAUGCGAUAGAAUGAGCUGCGUUUUUAAUUAAAAGCCUUGCAUACGUGUUUCUACAAAUGUUACAAAUGAAACUUUAAUGCAUGUUGCACGCUUAGACACAAUAUGAAUAUGGUUAAUCGAUCAUUAUUAAAUACAACUUCUUUAUUGUUUAUUCAUGGAAUACGCUUUCAUGUGGUUCGUAAAAUUGUACAAUUUCGAUUCCAGUCUGUAUUCGUUAAUAAUCAAUUAAAUGAUUAGUUAGAAUAAUUAUAUCUCAGUAGUUACAUUAAUGGAAAUGGUAUACAAUAAAAUAUUAAUGCAAUAUUUUUGGUAAUUUUGAUCAAUUAUUGUUAUUUGUUGAAGUUUCUCAUUCAAUUUUAGGGUAAGAGUAUUUUAUUUCUAAUAAAUAAGAGCAAUAUAUUAGAAGCUCCAUAAAAGUAUUUGUUUUAAUUUUUCAGACUGGAAUUAAGUAGCACAUAGUCCGAACCGAGCGUUGAAAUUUAUCAAUCGUUUACCGUUGUAUUAUACACGAUUGCUCAAACAUUUCGAUGUAUGUUAUACAAAAUUAAAUAACACGACAAAAAUUGUAUCUUUUUAGAUAUUUAUCACGCUAUUAUCUAAUAAAUUGUUAACUCCAUAGCAAAUCA